GGAAGUCAAUCUGUGAAACAACUGCAAUUGGUCGUGUCUUCCUCAAUUCCACAGUGUCACAAACACCGAGGAAAGACUGGACAGCUGUGGAGGAGAAUGUAUUCUACACUUCCAUUUAGGAUACACCUUCAAGCCCGAUUGAAACACGGACAUUAUCAAUAAACCUGAGCCAUUUUCAGGUUUACACACGUCUUCCUGGUUGUUUCUGUCUUUUUCUCUUGGAGUUUUAUCUGAAGAUUUUUUAUAUUAUACUAAAAUACAAUGAAGAUUAACUGGAUUGCUGACCACGUACAAAGGAACUCAGGAUAUCUUUAUAAAACUGGGAUAGAGGUCUGGACCUACUGUCAGAAGAAUCUGCUGCCCAGGAUCCAAGAAGGCACUCUAGAAGCUUGGAUUGCUUAUUCCACACCAGCACCAUCAAAUUACCGUCAACUUUUAUCCUUAUUUCUGACGUGCUGUUGCAUUGCUGGAUCAGUCGGAGGCCUCUUCUAUUGCUGGAUGUUUUCCUCACUCCAGUAUUCAUCCCAGUUCUCUGCUGCAGCUUCCCUAGUCACUGGCCUGGUAGUUUUGUGGACCCUCUUUUUGGUUCACCCUGCCCGUUGCAUGUUCACUAUAAUUGGGCCUACAUUAGGGACUAGACAAGGGCGGAGAUUGCUCCUCUCUGCUUGCUUCGUGACUGUAGCUGUCAAUAUCAUUCCAAACAUCAUGGGCAACAUCCAGGCCAUACUACAGAUCAUUAAAUGCAUAUGCAAGGAUUCUUCUGAGAGCCUUCUGGCCUCCACCUUUUUGCUAAGCAAUGCUUCACUGGACUUCAGUCAUUCUCUCAGGGAGGUGCCGGACAAGUUGCCUGACAAAUUAUGGACUCGGAGGGACAGCCAUAUCCAUUUUAAAACCCAGAACAAUAACUUCUUACUUCAUCAGAAAAUGGCCAGUGCUAGCCAAGGAAUCAAGGAAGAUUUCAUGCAAGCUGAAGUGGUUGUCCAGAAGGUCAUGCUGUUGGCCAACCGGGUAUCUGCUGGCUUCUUCCUUUGCUGUCUCAUAUAUGAAUCAGCUUGGUACUUGAAGAGUUAUCUCACUGAUCUCCAAUUUGAUAAUAUUUACAUUACUCAAAAACUAGAAGAUUUGCUUCAAGAGAAGAGAGCAACUCACUUGCUGGCUUAUUCCUCUGGGAAGCUGAUCAAAUCAACUGGUCUCAAGCUAACUCGAGAAGAAAUCAUGACUUAUUUAACCCACAUUUUCCUUCUUACCUUGGUGCUGAUGUUGACGGUGAUAACCAUAGCAACAGAUUAUAUUGCCUUCCAUUUGGCUCAAGCAGCUGUGACUGAAAUCACUCAGCUCCCCAUAGUGCCAGUUAGCUUCCAGAUAAAAUAUGACGUGAAGCUAAAUUUUUUACCAUUUUUGCCAUAUGUUCUUAAUAACAAUAUUCAUAUGGAGCUGUCCAAAUCAUCAUUUCAAAGGAGUUACCAUCAUAAUCUGACCUUUGUCUCUGCUAACUGCCCCAUAAGAUACCCAAAUUCCCCAAACACAGGUGUGAUCCUUGCUGUUGGGCUCCUCUACUGCCUUAUCCAUGUCAUGGUAUUUUUGGAAAUGUACUCACAUAGACUAUGCCGAAAAAUUGCAGCUUCUUUUUUUGAGAACCAAGAAGACAAUAGAGUCCAAUACCUCUACAAGAAGCUUGUUUGGAAGCAUGAGACAAAAGAGAAAGAAGGACAGCAGAAGGAAUCAACAACCGCAUUUUGAUGAACUGCUGGAUGGGAAGUGUGAGUGUGCUUUGUUUAAUGAUAACAUGAAAAUAAUCAUAUGAUGUUAUGGACCUUCAUUGUGAGCUCACAUCUUUUUGGCAUGAUUAAUUCUCAUGGAAUUCAGGGGGAAUUGAUGGAUUGGAUCCAGACUUGGUCACACUUUGUACCUAUUGAAAUCGAUAAGAUAUAGUUUGAUCAGGAGUAACUUAAGACCCAUUUGUUUUUAUUAAUCUAUAACUUCAAAUCCAAAUCCAAAUCAUGGCAUUCUGAAUAUGUUGUCAUCAGUCUUCAGUUGCCCAGAAAGCAAAUAAUUUCAAGGCCUCUUAGUUCAUGAUGUUUUAUCAAACUUGGAUACAUUCUGUCAUCUUUUUUCAUACAAAAAACAUCAUCUAAAAACAGCAAUCUUAUAGGAAAAUCUCUCACUAUUUGCACUCUGGAGGGCCAAUGUGAUAAUGCUGUGCCUCCCAAAAUGUGUCCUGCCACCUGCAACUGAUUUACUAAUUGCUAAGGGCUAAAUGACUCAAAGCUAUGGUUUUUCCAGUAGUGAUGUAUGGAAGUGAGAGCUGGACCAUAAAGAAGGCUGACCGCCAAAGA
Messenger RNA from Pogona vitticeps (central bearded dragon), 2336 nucleotides. RefSeq names its product osteoclast stimulatory transmembrane protein (gene OCSTAMP). The record is from RefSeq and is a predicted model, not a curated record. Gene Ontology annotation, cellular component: membrane. NCBI's taxonomy places the organism in Eukaryota, Metazoa, Chordata, Lepidosauria, Squamata, Agamidae.